This is a messenger RNA of Varanus komodoensis (Komodo dragon), 1833 nucleotides long. RefSeq names its product enolase 4 (gene ENO4). The transcript is spliced from 14 exons. Bases 1 to 1833 code for a protein of 610 amino acids. NCBI's taxonomy places the organism in Eukaryota, Metazoa, Chordata, Lepidosauria, Squamata, Varanidae. Gene Ontology annotation, cellular component: phosphopyruvate hydratase complex. Gene Ontology annotation, molecular function: phosphopyruvate hydratase activity; magnesium ion binding. Gene Ontology annotation, biological process: glycolytic process. The record is from RefSeq and is a predicted model, not a curated record.
AUGGCGCGCAGGGAGAGCUGCGCCGGGGAUCAGCGCGAGCGGCGCCAGUGCGCCCACGUCGACCUCAAGCACCAGGCUGCAGAGUACUACCGGCUCAACGAGGUCCCGCAGCGCCUGGAGGAGGUGCUCAACGCCAUGUUCUACCAGCGCCCCGCCGACUUCUACGGCUACCUGGCAAACUACUUCUCUGAACUCGCAAAACCACCUACGAUAAGCAGAUUAGUUGGGAAAAGGGUGCUGGAUGGGACUGGUCAUCCAAUAUUAGAAGUGGAAGUGUCUUGCUGGGUGAGAGACUCUGACAAGAGGAUUUGUUCCAGCAUGAUCUCUUCUCAUGCUGAAUUUCUUGAAAAUGCAUCACCAGAAACAGUAGAUGCUGAUGAAAAGGAAAGAUAUGAGUCAAUAAAUACAGCAAUUGAAUGGAUAAGUGAAUCAUUGAAUGAAAUGCUCAGAGGCCUUCAACCUACUGACCAACAUAAUGUUGAUAAGCUAUUAGGGGAAUAUUUUGCAAACAAAGCACAAGAAGACAAAGAAAGAAGGGAAGAAAAAGAGAAAGAAAUCCAGGAAGUAGUGCUUCCUGUUGCUCCACCUGCUCCAGCUCCAACUGGGAAAAAGAAAUCAAACAAACCAGGGAAGAAGGCUUCUGUGCUAGAGAAGCCCAUCUCACCGGCAGAACCCACUGAGCCUGUCGUGAUGGGUAGCAUGGCCAUUGGAUGCCUAUCACUUGCUGUUGCGAAGACUGCUGCAACUAUUUGCAAUGCAUGUUUGUACUUACAUAUUGCUUUGCUGAAACACAAUCAGGAAUUGCCUAAAGAGCUGGCUAUGCCAUUGCCGAUGAUAACCAUUUUGAGCUGUGGAAAAUCGUCACCUGGAAAGCUGAAUUUAAUGAAAGAAGUGAUGCUCAUCCCUCCAACCUGGCUAACUGUUAAACAAGCUGUAGAAAGAUGUAUGGAUAUUCAGAAGCAAAUAAUGAAGUUGACAGAAGUACCUAGUAGUGUGGGAGAUGGCAAGAAAUCUGCUUCACGAGAUGCUGGGAAAAAAGCUCCGCCUCCAGUUUUUAAAAAGAUGUCUCACUUAGGCUGUCUGGUGAUAGGGAGCGAAAGUCUAGAGCAGCCUUUGACCUUGAUCCAAUCGGCUUGUGCAAAUGUUUCCUUGGAACUAGGAAUAGACAUGUAUUUGGGAAUAAAUUGUGCUGCUCAUGAACUAAUGGACUAUAAUAAGGGAAAAUAUGAAGUGCUGCUUGGAACACAAAAGACUGCAGAUGAAAUGGUGGAAAUGUAUGUGGACCUGAUUAAUAAAUUUCCUUCCAUUAUUACAUUAAUAGAUCCAUUGAGGAAAGAGGACCGUGAGCAGUGGACUGCCUUAUGCAAUUCUCUGGGCUCUAAAUGCCACCUUAUUGCAGAAGAUUUCUGCCGGAAUGGGUCCAAACUUCUGGAGGGCAAAUGUAAAAACACACCAAAAUGCAGUGGUCUCGUCUUAAAACACACCAAUGAAGUUAAAAUUUCUGAUCUUAUAGAAAUGACCCAGCUUUUAGAUGGUCAAAAACACAUUUCCAUAUUAGGAAGCCCAGAUGGAGAGUCUUCUGAUGACAGUCUUGCAGACCUGGCUGUUGGACUGGGAACCAAGUUCAUCAAACUGGGAGGUCUUUCACGUGGAGAGAGGGUGACCAAAUACAACCGACUUCUUGCUAUAGAGGAUGAGCUAAGCAAGCAUGGAAGACUAUGUGAUCGAGAUGAACAUGAAUUUGUUGAUUUUACUGAAGAGGAAGAAGAGGAGGAGGAAGAGGAGGAGGAGGAGGAAUUUGAUAGUAUUGUUUUUUCUGCAGGGGCAGUAUAA